CCAGCAGCAGCAGCAGGGACCUCAAUGCAGCGUUAACAAGGCUGAACAAGUUCACCUGCCCCCCCGACGGUUCUGGGUGAGGACGCCAUGCCGGAGGCUCCUGAUUUGAUCAACCUGGGUUACCUGUCUGACUCGGAGCGGGAGAUGAUCCUGGAGGUGCUGCGGCGAGACGAGGAGCUGAGGCUGGUCGAGGAGCAGCGCGUACGGAAGCUGAAGACGGAGUUGCUGGAAGUCAAGAGGAAAGGAGCCAAACACGGCAGCAGAAAAUACAGCGAGCACAGCUGUGGCCGAUGCCAGGAGCCGCUGAGCCGCCUGGCAGUUUUCUCCAGCCGGUGUCAGAUGUGCAAUCACUUUGUGUGCCGGAACUGCCAAACAUUCCUGCCCAGCGGGUCCUGGCUGUGCAGCGUGUGUACAAAAGAAUCGGAUUUAAAGAAGAGGACUGGGGAUUGGUUCUACAAUCAAAGGAUCAACCGUUUCUCUGCAGCUCCUGGACACAGCCUGGUGAGGGUCUCCCUGAAAAGAAGAACACCAGUUGCAGUUAAAAAGCGUGAGACGACGGGAGAGGUUCUCUUGAGAAUUGAAAAGAACGCUGAUGUUCUCAAACCAGUGCCUCUGCCCAGACAGAAAGCUCUGCCAGUUAACCCGAGUCAGUCAAAUAAGAACUCAGGAUCCAUUGCUUCAAGGGAAUCACUGGAGUUGAGUAAUGUUCCUUCAAAGCCGACGCUGAACAACACGGAGUCUGCAGAAAACGCCGGCAGCAUCGGUGACAAAGCUGAGACUGAAUCUGGUCGUACGACUCCUGAGAAGCCGAGAGAUCACAGUUCUGUUCGGUCUAGCCCAGCAGGAUCCGUUGUUUCCAGUCUGACUGUUCCAGUCAAAGCAGCUCCUUUAAGCACACACGGUGGCUCCAGAACUGAAGAGAAACCAGCUGAUCUGAGCGUGGAGCUUGAAGUUGAUCGAAUCUUUAAGAAAAGUAUCAAACGAGCCCCAAAACCCACAGAGUGUUUAUCAACACUGGACCUUCGUGAUGGAUGCGACGCAUCAGAAGCCUCGAUGGGCAACAGGAGCCGCUCUGUACCUGGCCUGGACACUCAGGAUGGUGAAGACGAGGAAGAAGAUAUCGACCGCUUGGUGAGCUUUCACAAGAUGACGAUCGCACGGAGCUCCUCCAGCCUGCAGGGCUCAAAGAGCACGCUGGGCAGCCUGACGAGUAUUUACAGUGACUCGGGAGACUUUGAGAGCGUGGAGGUGAGCGGCGACGUCGUCUUCUCCGUGAAGUACGACGAACACACUCAGAGUCUUCACGUGUUCAUCCAGGAGUGUCACGAGCUGGCCUUCGGGGAUGCUUCACGACAGCUUUCCAACCCUUACGUUAAAUGUUAUCUGCUCCCUGACAAAUCUCGUCAGAGCAAGAGAAAGACCAGCGUCAAGAAAAACACCAUCAACCCCGUCUACAAUGAAACGUUGAAGUAUUCAGUCAGCCGCUCUCAGCUGGUCGCUCGCUCCGUGUUGAUGUCCGUUUGGCAUCGCGGCCGUCUCAGCAGGAACACCUUUUUGGGAGAAGUGGAAGUUCCUCUGGAUCUCAGAAACCUCGACUCGCCGACCGAGGAUCGCCUGCAUCUCAUGGGGAAGGCGAGUUCUUCUGUUCAACCUUCAGCUUUCGCUCAGCCCAGAGGAGAGCUGGUGAUCUCACUGAAGUACGUCACGCCUAAAAAGAGCACAGCUGAGAAAACCAAAGGGAGAAAAGCAGCGGCUGAGGGAGGUGGAGAGCUUCAUGUUCUAAUUAAGGAGGCGAAGAAUUUGGUGGCAACAAAAGGAGGAACAUCAGACAGCUUUGUGAAAGGACACUUGUUUCCAGCAAAGGCAAAGAACACAAAGAGGAAGACUGUGGUUGUGAAGAAGAACCUGAACCCCCAGUAUAACAGCACGUUUGUGUACAAAGACCUGACCCUGGAGGAGCUGAGGGAAACGUGUCUGGAGCUGACGGUGUGGGACAGAGAGGCCAUGCUGAGCAACGAGUUCCUGGGAGGAGUCCGCCUCAGCUCGGGGAAAGGCGCUGUGAAAAUAGGAAAAGAGGAGGUGGAGCCGGAUUCUGUCGGAGAGGAAAUGGGUCUGUGGCAGAAGAUGAUGCAGUACCCCGACUCUUGGGCAGAGGGCACUCUCUCGCUGCGUUGCACCAUGGGAAAACCAGCUGAAAAAUGAAGGACUUGUAGGACUGAACCCUCAAAUGAUCCGACUGAGAGGUUCUGGCCUCAGUCUGUUGCAUCAUCUACACCAGCCAGACCCAAAGUUUUCUGACCCGUCUGCUCACACCUUCCUCCCUGUGGGGGUUCAGUUCUGGUGUUGCUGUUGGAACGUGUGCCAAAAUGUCACAACACUGAGUCACUUUGCUUCAGCGCAGACUGUUUACUGCAAUUAAAUCUAUGAACCGCACUUAAAAUUCACAAACGUAUUUGUCACCCUGGUCUUUGUGAAUCUAC
Nematolebias whitei (Rio pearlfish) is the source of this 2480-nucleotide messenger RNA. RefSeq names its product synaptotagmin-like 4 (gene sytl4). Bases 88 to 2202 code for a protein of 704 amino acids. Gene Ontology annotation, cellular component: plasma membrane; exocytic vesicle. Gene Ontology annotation, molecular function: small GTPase binding; neurexin family protein binding. Gene Ontology annotation, biological process: exocytosis; intracellular protein transport. The transcript is spliced from 17 exons. Lineage: Eukaryota; Metazoa; Chordata; Actinopteri; Cyprinodontiformes; Rivulidae. The record is from RefSeq and is a predicted model, not a curated record.